UAUACGCCAUCUUGAAGCUAUCACUAAAGCUAGUAGCCAGAAAGCGCAGAUACCUGUACAUUAUUAUCAACGCAGUCACUCAAAAUAACCAUAGCUAGCAACUAGUUAACUAGGCUAGCUGAAAUGAGCGGCCUUAACUCUCGAAACAAGACAGCUGCCACAGUCAAAGCACCAACAGACACAGAUAUCGGUCCAGCUGCAAAUUCGAGGGAACGUAAGGUUGGUGGAAGUAUGCUAAAGAGGCUCACAUCGCGACGAAAUCAAGCUGAAAAGAGGCCUGUUGUUACAGAGGAUGAACUCAGGGCGCUUGGAAAAGACAUCACACCAGACCAAGUCCUGGGUCUGCGGAAUGUCACUCAGGAUUAUCUUUGUAAACCAGAAGACAAUGUCUACAAUAUUGACUUCACACGUUUCAAGAUCCGAGAUCUUGAGACAGGGACGGUGCUCUUUGAGAUUGCAAAACCUCACAACUGUGACACUGAAGAGGAUGAGGAGGAGAAUGGAGAUGGAGACACUAGCGCUGGACGCUUUGUGCGCUAUCAGUUCACACCUGCCUUUCUUAGACUGCGGACUGUUGGUGCAACAGUGGAGUUCACCGUGGGAGAUCGGCCUGUUAACAGCUUUCGCAUGAUCGAGAGGCACUAUUUCCAAGAGCGCCUUCUGAAGAACUUUGACUUUGACUUUGGCUUCUGCAUCCCUAACAGCCGCAACACGUGCGAACACAUAUAUGAGUUCCCCCAACUCCCAGAGGAUCUAAUAAAGCGAAUGGUGGAACAUCCGUAUGAGACCAGGUCAGACAGCUUCUACUUUGUGGACAACAAAAUGAUCAUGCACAACAAGGCAGACUAUGCCUACAAUGGUGGGCAGUAAUAUAAGGAAAAAUAGAUUAUUGUGUGCAAUUUAACAUAGGGGGAUUUCCCCAGGAUCUUUUGGGAACAGAAGUGUAUUCUUCACAGACAUUCCAAUAAACUUCACUAUGACCAGAAAUGAAGAAACAGAACCAUCUACUUUCACAAGAAGUUACACUUUCAUGCCUUUCUAUGUUUGGGACUCAUUGGAAACCUAAGCUUAUAUUUUUUCAUAGGAUUUUUGCUUGUUUUUCUCUUUUCUCUCUCGUAUCUAAGUUAAUUGCCUAACAUUCUGCCUUCUGUUAUAUGAAUUGAUAGCAUAAGUCUGUCACCAUACUGCCCUGCAGAGCAUAUGGUAUCAUUUCUCAUUUUCUUUCUGUAAUUUAUGGACUACAAAGAAAAGGAGACCUCAGGCACAUUUUCAACUCUGUACGCAGUUAACCCAUUGGGUGCCACUCAUUGUAAUAACGUGGGUUUGUUCUCACAGGGGUGGUUAUGAGUCUCCCAACAAUAUGUGAAGUCACGCCUCUCGUGCCUUGUAUUCAGAUUGCUCAACCUUAGAAGCCACCUGAUUGUGUUUGAAGGAGAAUUUCCCUGGUAGGUCCAACUGAUCACUUUAAUAGGGCUUCAUUUUUUCACGAGCAAAGUUUGUCAUAACCAGAUUGGCGGUUUAUGAUAACUACCUAUCUGGUAUGAAAUGUCCAUUUACGACAACAUAAUAUUCUCAGACUCUCCCAAGGGAAGUUGCAGAGGGUGUCGUUUUGACUGCAAGCCAAAGUAUGAUAAUUCUAAACGCCUUUGAUGAAUGUGUUUCCAGGCUGCUUGCCGGGUAAGAGCAUGUACCACUAAGGCUAAGGCCUUAAUGCAGGGGCCUGGGUUUGAUUCUUCCCUGGGGUGUUCCCCUAUCCCCCUCUGCUUUCCUGUGUCUCUCCAAACUGUCUCUGAAAAUAGAUUGGGGGGGGGGAAUAAGUUAAAUAUGAAUGUUUUUGAUAUGACUUAGAGUACGUGGUGUAAUUAGCAUUUUCUUAACUGUUGCUGGAGGAGAAACAGUCACUUGUAUACUGCUCUGAUUUGCCCUUCAAAAGCAUUAUUUGGAAAAAGCAGAAAUAACAUGAUUGCUACUGAUUAUAUUAUUAUUGUUGAGUCUGGCCUUGUAAUUUUUUUUCUGUUAAGAUGGAAAUCAAUUGCACAUUGAACCCAUUUUGAUCUUAAAAAAUGUAUUUUAUGACCCAAGAUAUAAAUGUGCACCUGAGAGACUUAUGUGAGAUUUCAGUCAUAGUUACUGCAGCUUCUCUGCCUUUUGCUUUUUUUUCUAUAUAAUUUUAGGAGCAAUGUAAUGGAUUGGCAUUUGAUAUCUGACUUCCUUGUGGUUUUGUACAGAUCUGACUGGUAAGAACUAGACAUUCAGUCCUAUGCGCUUGUUUUAAAGAUAGGGACAAAUAAAUAAAUAAUAAUACAUUA
Messenger RNA from Osmerus eperlanus (European smelt), 2309 nucleotides. RefSeq names its product unc-119 homolog 1 (gene unc119b). The record is from RefSeq and is a predicted model, not a curated record. Gene Ontology annotation, molecular function: lipid binding. Lineage: Eukaryota; Metazoa; Chordata; Actinopteri; Osmeriformes; Osmeridae. The transcript is spliced from 5 exons. Bases 124 to 870 code for a protein of 248 amino acids. Gene Ontology annotation, cellular component: cilium. Gene Ontology annotation, biological process: lipoprotein transport; nervous system development; cilium assembly.